Fusarium vanettenii 77-13-4 is the source of this 1536-nucleotide messenger RNA. RefSeq lists its product as uncharacterized. Bases 1 to 1536 code for a protein of 511 amino acids. The transcript is spliced from 5 exons. Gene Ontology annotation, molecular function: carbohydrate:proton symporter activity. Gene Ontology annotation, cellular component: membrane. Lineage: Eukaryota; Fungi; Ascomycota; Sordariomycetes; Hypocreales; Nectriaceae. Gene Ontology annotation, biological process: transmembrane transport; carbohydrate transport. The record is from RefSeq and is a predicted model, not a curated record.
AUGCCCAAGAGCGCGGUUGCGGCUCUUCCUCCUAGUAGGGCCAAUGAGAACCUCGUCUGGCAUGACUUUUGGGAGAACCGACGCGUCUUGAUGUUCUGUUUGAUCAUCUACCUUCUUCCCGUCAACUUUGGCUAUGAAAUGUCAAUGACAGGAAAACUCCUCGCCGUUACUCCUUUCGCCAAAAAGUUCGGAUACCAGGCUGGUGAGACCUGGGUUGUCGCCGCUCACGACCAACAAAUCCUCAACGCCGCCGCCACUGUUGGAAUUUUCACCUCUGCCUUUGCGACUGGUAUUAUCAGCGACUUUAUCGGCCGAAAGAAGACCAUUAUCGUUGCCUGUAUCAUCUGCCUUGGAGGAAUCAUUCUUCAGUACUUUAGCGAGACUAUCCUGAUGCUGUUUGGAGGCAAGGUUGUUUCGACUUUCGGAUUCGGUCUUGGUCAUUCGCUUGGUCCUGUUUUCGUUGCUGAGCUUGCACCUGUCAAGAUGCGAGGUUUGUGCUUGGCUCUGCUGAACACAAUGAUCACUCUUGGCCAAUGGCUCAACUCUCUCGUCGUCUUCGCCUGCAAGAAGGAUCCCUCGGACAUGGCCUGGCGUAUUCCUCUGAUCACCCAGGUCAUUCCUCCUGGACUUCUUCUUCUUAACCUCUUCUUCCUCCCCGAGUCUCCUACAUGGCUUAUCAUCAAGGGCCGCCGUGACGAUGCCGCCAAGGCUUUCCGACGAUUCAACGGUGAUGGAUUCGAUGUGGAUGGUGCCAUGGCUAUUGCGACUGUCGCCAUCGCCAAGGAAGAGGAAGCCAAGAAGGCGCAGGAAAACAGCAAGUGGCUGGAGUGUUUCCAGGGUACUAACUUGCGACGAACCACCAUUAUCAUCAUGGUGUACCUUUCGCAGCAGUUCAUUGGCAUUGGUUUCAUCAACGGUUAUCUUACAUACUACUUCCGUCUCGCUGGUGUCAACGAUCCUCUCGCUAUCGGUCAAAUCGCUUAUGCUAUUCAGCUUGUUGGAAACAUGUGCUCUUGGCCGCUCAUCGAUCGCUUGGGACGACGACCUCUGAUCGUUGGUGGAUGUUUCGUCAUGACUGCUCUCUUGCUCGUCAUCGGUGGAAUCAGUACCAUUGGCUCCGGUCCCAGCUUGUCCGCGACUGUCGCCUUCAUGGUUAUUUGGGGCUUCCUGUACCAGGCCACCCUGGGUGCUGUCGCCUACAGUGUCGGUGGUGAAACUGCCAGUGUUCAACUCCGACAAAAGACCUACAGUAUCAACAUCAUGGUCUCGACCGCCUUCUCCUGCCUUGUCUCCCAGGUCAUGCCCUACCUCAUCAACACCGACCAGGCCAACCUCGGUGGCAAGGUCUGCUUCGUCUUCUUCGGUCUCUCGGUGCCCAUGUGCGUCUACCUCUACUUCUGCCUGCCCGAACUCAAGGGCCGCAACUACGCCGAGGUCCAGGAGAUGUUUGAGAACCGCGUUCCUGCUCGCAAGUUCAAGUCGUACGUUGCCGAGGUUGCUCUGGUCAACGACAGGAAGGAGGAAGGAAAUGCUUAA